AUGUCGCGGGAAGGGAAGCUGCACACCAGGCACGUGGCCUCCCUGGCCUUUGCGAUGACCUGCGCGGGGCCCUUCGGCGUCGAGGCAGCCGUGCGCUGCUUUGGUGCCCCGGCCUUCUUCCUGGGCUUGUUCGUGACCAUGCUAGGCUACGUGCUACCGCAGAUCUUCAUGACUUGCGAGCUCUCGAUGAUGCCACCUUUGAGCAACAGAGGUGUAGUCACCUGGAUCUCCCGCGCCUUUGGCGGCAAAGCGGGCGAGUGUAUCGGGCUGAACAUGCUCCUGUAUCAAAUCGUUGACCUUGCGACUUACACCACGGUGAUUGUGGGCUAUGCCGAAUCGGCUGGAUACGAGGUUCAUUCCGGUCUACCUGCCAUCGCGCCCCUGCUGGCUAUAUCUGUGGGGUUGUGCGUGAACCUGCUGGCGGUUGAGAUGGCAGCAGAGGUCUUCAUGGGCGUGCUAGCCCUUGUACUGCUGCCUUUCUUGCUGGGCCUCCGCUGGUCGGUUCCUAGUCUCCUGGGCACCAAUUUUUGGUCCGGCGCGACGGUGACACAGCCUUCGAAGGACUGGAACCUCUUUUUCUCCUCCCUGAUUUGGCUGAACACUGGCUGGGAUUCCUUUGGGAAUUUGGCUGAGGAGGUGGCUGGGCCCAGGCAGCUUUUGCAGGGGCUACUUUGGGCGGCCUUGGCCGCCUUCAUCGUCUACCUGCUUUGCACUUGGCAGGCGCUUGGAGCGGAGGGCUCCUGGCAAGACGGUUACCUGGCAAUCGCCUACCGGCGGUUUUGGCAGCCGUUGGGGAUUUGGGUUUGCAUCUCUGCAGCCUUGGCCAACACCCUACUCUACACCUCUGAACUGGCUGUGGUGGCUCGCUUUUUGCAAUCCCUAGGAGAUAGCUCAGAGGCAAUGCCGCAGCUUUUACCCAGCUGCUUUCGGAGAGAACUAUCCACAGGAGCUCCCAUUGUAGCGCUGCUGGUCACCACUGCGCUGCAGCUUUGCUUGCUGCUUUUGACCUUUGUCUUGGGCGGCUGGAGUCCCGGACCCUUGGAUGUGCUGCGCGCGCGGAUGGAGCGCGUGGACUUCCAGGAGGUGAACAUUCCAAUGCCACCCAGUGGCUGCAGAUGGUGCUUGAAUCCAUUCUGCCCGCUCUUGCUCUUAGUGGUCUUCUGGCUGCUGCCGCUGGCCCUCACAAGCGAUGAGCUGGUCAACCAGGUGGAUGGUUCAAUCUCCUGGCUGGUGCGGCUGGUGGCCGUGCUGGCAAUCCCAGUCCUCCUUCGAUAUCUGGUGGCAGGCCUGGUGUGGUUUUCCAUCAAAGAUGGGCUCUGGAGCACCAGCCGCGCCCUCCGCGACUUCGAACCCGAUGCGGUGCUCGCCUUCUCAUGGGGUGGUGGCCUGGCCUUGUGGUUACUGGCCGAGCGCCGUUGGACCGGCCCCACACUGCUGCUGGCGCCCACUGUGAAUGCCAUGGCCUGUGUUUCGUGCCGUUCAAGUCCUAGGUUCCCGGCUCCUCGCUCCAGCGCGCCGGUGCAUGUCUUCCAUGCAGAACAGGACGGCUUUUGCCCAGCCUCACAAGUGGCGGCAUUGCGAGGGGCCGGGUGCGAGCUGCAUUUGUGUGACGACAAUCACGUGCUAUUGCGGAGACAAACAGUGGAAGAGAUCCACAGCUGCCUAAAACAGCUUCUGUCCUUGUCUUCCAGCUCAGGUGGCUCACCUAUCGGAGCUGACGAUGACAGCGAGUGA
Molecule: messenger RNA, 1734 nt
Organism: Durusdinium trenchii
Lineage: Eukaryota; Dinophyceae; Suessiales; Symbiodiniaceae
Source: the annotation of a GenBank genome assembly